GAGCUGAGUUAGCUUGACGUUUAUGUACUCUCUGCUGAAACAAGUUAGCGGGGUAGCUCCUGGCUUCAACGUCACAUCGUUUCCGUUUGCUUCACAGCUUUUUAUGAACGUGUCUGUGUUUAAGCAAAAGUUAGUGGCAGCGCCUUUUCGGUGUCUGUAACCAUGAGUAUGGCAGGGGAACGUGGCGUGCGUCCUGUGUACACAUUUCCAGAGCUCUCCUUCCUAGGCUAGGGAUUUCCGUUCAUUAGCGUCGCUCGCGCUACCGUCCGGCAGCAAUGUGCGAGGAGGGGGACGAGGUGCAGGACGAGUGCGGCUCCCGGGAGGAGUGGACGCUGCUGUUCUGGACCUCUCUUGCUGUCGUUAUCCCGGUCAUCAUCACACUGUGGUGCAGCGCGCAGCGCUCCAAGCGCAAAACGCAUAUGAAGGAUUUCUUUCGCAAGAGCAAACACGGCUGGCACUACACAGACCUGUUCAACAAGCCCACCUACUGCUGCGUCUGUUCCCAGCACAUCCUGCAAGGGGCUUUCUGCGACUGCUGCGGUGUGUGCGCCGACGAGCACUGCCUGCGCAGAGCCGACCAGGGCCUGCCGUGCAAAGAGAUCAUGGCGCCCUCGGGCCCUGAUGGAGCCAUGGAGCAUCGCUGGGUCCGCGGAAAUGUCCCCCUGGCCAGCUACUGUGCAGUAUGCAAACAACAGUGUGGGACCCAGCCGAAGCUGUGCGACUUCAGGUGUGUGUGGUGUCAGACCACAGUGCAUGAUGACUGCAUGGACAGCCUGGCGGAUAUGGACCACUGUGACCUGGGCGAGUUCCGCAGCCUCAUCAUCCCUCCUCACUACCUCUACUGUGUCAACAAGCUCCGCCGCAGGCACCCCGACGAGUACACCAAGCUGGCAUCUUCCUGUGGCAAUGCCUGGACUCCAGUGUUGGUCUUGGCUAACACGCGUAGCGGUAACAACAUGGGGGAGGCGCUGCUGGGAGAAUUUCGCACACUUCUUAAUCCUGUGCAGGUGUUCGACCUGUCGGAGCUGUCACCCUCCAAAGCCCUCCAGCUGUGCACUCUGCUUCCUCCUGGCAGUGUCCGAGUACUGGUGUGUGGAGGCGAUGGCACAGUGGGUUGGACGCUGGAUGCCAUCGACACUAUGAAGCUAAAGGGCCAAGACCUGUUUAUCCCAAGGGUGACCAUCCUGCCCCUGGGGACAGGAAAUGAUCUUUCCAACACUUUGGGCUGGGGUGCCGGGUAUGCUGGAGAGAUCCCUGUGGAGCAGGUUCUCCGUAACGUUCUCGAUGCAGAAGUUGUCAAAAUGGACAGAUGGAAAGUGCAAGUAGCUUCAAAAGGCCUCUACUUUCGGAAACCAAAGGUUCUUUCCAUGAACAACUACUUCUCUGUGGGGCCUGACGCUCUGAUGGCGCUCAACUUCCACACACACCGUGAGAAAACGCCCUCCUUCUUCUCCAGCCGCAUUAUCAACAAGGCUGUAUAUUUUCUGUACGGCACCAAAGAUUGUUUGGUCCAAGAGUGUAAGGACCUGGAUAAGAGGAUUGAGUACGAGUUGGAUGGGGAGAGGGUUGCUCUGCCCAGUCUGGAGGGCAUUAUAGUUUGUAACAUUGGCUACUGGGGUGGAGGCUGCAGACUCUGGGAGGGUAUGGGAGAUGAGCCCUGCCCCCCGACACAGCUGGAUGACGGUCUGCUGGAGGUGGUGGGUGUAUUUGGCUCCUUCCACUGUGCUCAGAUCCAGGUCAAGCUGGCCAACCCUUUACGGCUGGGACAGGCCCACACUGUCAGGCUGGUUCUCAAGAGCUCCAAGAUGCCCAUGCAGGUGGACGGGGAACCGUGGGCCCAGGGACCCUGCACCAUCACCAUCACUCAUAAGACCCAGGCCCUCAUGCUGUACCACAGCGCAGAGCAGACGGAUGAUGAUGACGAUGAAUCCAGCACCUCCGAAACAGAGAGCCCCACCCCUCAUGGCUCACCCAGAUCCCCACGGCCUGCUUCAGGACCCACCUUGUGACCUGAAGCUAUUCUAAAGUUUCCGUCUUUCUUCAGCCCACUUUCUGUCAUCCCUCAUUUGCAGUGGAGCUUAGUUGUCCUCUCAAAGAUCUUUGAGCACACUUUACCCUCAGUGGUGUUGGUGAUAUUAGAUGUUAUAAUUUUCAUCAUUUCAGACCUUUUCAGGGAUCGCAGGGUUGUAGUACGAUUGGUUUGGAAUUGGGCUGGUAUGAGUUUUCGUUGUUGUAAUCCCGAGCUCAGGCAGUUCCCCACCACAGGUGGGACAGUCGGGAGGAGGCGAGCGUUAUUGAGAAAGAUCGCUGUUUAUUGCACUGAUGCCUUGUGCCAUAGAUAUCUAUAGUUGAAUAUACUGUUGCUAUUAUACUGUAUUUACAAUUGAAUGCCCAGUGCUGCCCUGCAGGUAUCGGUGAGCCAUUGUUAACAAGUUCCCCGGGUUCAGUUGACCAAACGCCCUCAAAGCCAUUUUUUUCAAUCAACUGCAGGUGGUGAGAUAAUACAGGAGAGAGCGGUACUGAUGUAAUGAGUGUCAUGUGGAGGUUUGGCUUAAAGUACAUGCAAAGUUUGAUUGUCGGUUAGUGAGAUUUAUAACACGAAAAGCACAAACAGCAAACCAAUAUUAUACAGGCAAGCAGAAAUCUAGUGGGUGAAACAUUAAACUGCACAAAAUAUUUGUUACUUCCUCCUUUCAGACUGCUCAUCAGUGCUGAUAGUUUUUUUUUUUUUUUUUUUUUGUCUCCUGUAUUUGUCAUCCAGCGUUAAGGCUUUAAAAUGCGUGUGUGUAGUCUAAAUGGUCUUUGAGUCUCAAUGGAACAAUGGCACUGUUGACAACUGCAAUGUGUUGGCAGUCAUUGGACAUCAGUGUUUGUUUACUUCAUGAUGCACUGUCUCAAGUAGCUCACCAAACUAAGAUACAGUCUUGAACCUAUAUUUAGCUUUACUGUAAGCGCCACAGGAAGUUGAGGUUUACUUUGAAAGCACUGCCCUUGUGGAACUGUCGUUCAGAGGAUCCAUUAAACUUGUGUUAGAGCUUUUUGUGUUGCAUUGUUUGACACCUACACUGACUUACGCAGCUUAUAUACAUGAAACCAUAAUCUUGACGUUUGACAAUGCUGCUGAUUGUGAUAAGCUAAUGAGGCUAUGCUCCCCUAUGUGAUUCUGUCUUUCAAGCAGUCCUCUUGCACUUCAUGUUUUCCCAGUAAUCACCACAAGGUGGCGCCCUAAAUAGUUUUAUCCUGCAGAUAAAUUGAAUUGGGCUUCAGUUCAGUGUCAGUACUACCAUAUAUGCACUUUUCUGUGUAGCGUUCAGGUGACAUUGAUCUACCUGUUCAGUGCUGUUGGUUGUUUCUUCCCUGUAAAUGGUUUUGUGGUUUCACCAGUGUCUGGUCAGUGUCUUCUUGCUCAAGGACACCGGUUUGAUCUUUCACCUUGUCAUCCAUGUUUACCUGUGUGUGUGUGUGUGUAUUCUGUUGUGUUGCACUGAGUUUGUAUAAACAUAGUUUUGGGUUUUAUUGGCAGGUUGCUAGCCACACUAGCGACAUGGCUGUAGUUCAAAACACCAUUUUAGAGUGAAAUAUGUUGGCAACUGUAGGACUGGUUUGUCAUGCAGUUCUACACAGACAUUGCUGAGCCUAAUGAUUGUAUUGAUCCUCUGGGUAUUAGAACAUGUUGUGCUUGUCAAAUAUUUGGUAGAGUUGCACUCCAAAAAAGUCUGGGGCCUGUUCCAUGAAGCGAGAGCUGCGGGGUCUGUCAGCUUUGAGCUCAACUCUGGCUUUCUGGCUGGUUGAUGGUGUUCCCAUCCGGUUACAGUUAUAUUUGCAAUAGUGCAAUAGAUACCAUGUGAAAUAAAAAGUAAACCCUC
This is a messenger RNA of Monopterus albus (swamp eel), 3866 nucleotides long. It is a transcript of the gene dgke, whose product is annotated as diacylglycerol kinase, epsilon. Lineage: Eukaryota; Metazoa; Chordata; Actinopteri; Synbranchiformes; Synbranchidae. Gene Ontology annotation, biological process: phospholipase C-activating G protein-coupled receptor signaling pathway. Gene Ontology annotation, cellular component: membrane. The transcript has 11 exons. The record is from RefSeq and is a predicted model, not a curated record. The coding region runs from base 276 to 2009 and encodes 577 amino acids. Gene Ontology annotation, molecular function: ATP-dependent diacylglycerol kinase activity.